This is a messenger RNA of Corythoichthys intestinalis (scribbled pipefish), 2257 nucleotides long. RefSeq names its product angiopoietin-like 3 (gene angptl3). The record is from RefSeq and is a predicted model, not a curated record. NCBI's taxonomy places the organism in Eukaryota, Metazoa, Chordata, Actinopteri, Syngnathiformes, Syngnathidae. The coding region runs from base 81 to 1487 and encodes 468 amino acids. The transcript has 7 exons. Gene Ontology annotation, biological process: phospholipid homeostasis; phospholipid catabolic process; cholesterol homeostasis.
AUGGUGGGAUGUAAUGAAACAGGCCUCAGCAGUACUUUAAGAGAGCAUAUACAGUCAAAAAGCUUUUGAGAAACAGAACAAUGACGUGUUUUUUCCUGAUGCUGUUGAUAGCCAGUUCUAUUGCUGCUGUUCCUCUGGAAAACCUGAGUCAAGAUGACAUCUUGACGAUGACUUCCGAAAAUCUUACAACAGCACCAAGUCCAACAGAGGCAAAGUCUCGGUUUGCCAUGCUAGACGACGUCCGUCUUCUUGCAAAUGGCCUCCUUCAACUGGGCCAAAGCUUACGGGAGUUUGUCCACAAGACCAAGAACCAAAUCAAUGAUAUUUUCCAAAAAUUGAAUAUUUUUGACAAAUCGUUUAACCACCUUUCAGUGGUCACAUCAGAAAUCAAGGAGGAAGAGGAGGAACUGAAGAGGACAACAAGUGUAUUGAAGACAAACAAUGAGGAGAUCAAGAACCUGUCUUUGGAAAUCAAUGCUAAGAUCAAUAACAUUGUGCAGGAGCGUGCACAGCUGCAGAACAAGGUGGGAAGUCUUGAGGAGAGGUUAAUGGGACUGUCAGAGCACAUGAUCCCUGCUGACCAGCACAAAGAAAUUACAACACUCAAGGGGGUGAUUGAAACUCAAGAGAAAGCAAUCACAAAUCUACUGAAAGCUGUGCAGGAGCAGCAUGAGCAGCUAGACUAUCAGAAAAUCAAAAUUAAAAAUAUGGAGGACAAGCUCAACGCUGACACUUUACAAGACACAGCUGAUAAGAUAAUGGAUUUAGAGACAGCACCAGAUGUCUUUGCGUAUCUGACAAGAAAUGUGUCUGAAAAUGAUUUGCCCGUUGACUGCACUGAAUUAUUUGAAAGAAAAGAGAACAGGAGUGGAAUCUACAUCAUAAAGCCACACGAAUCUGAGCCUUUCUAUGCUUACUGUGAAAUGGGUUCUGAUGGAGGUUUAACAGUGAUCCAACGGAGGGUUGAUGGGUCAGUGGAUUUUGACCAGACAUGGGAGAAAUAUGAGAAUGGCUUUGGAGAGCUAGAAAACGACUUUUGGUUGGGUCUAAAGAAGAUCCAUAGCAUUACACAACAAGGAUUGUACAUCUUGAGAAUUGAUAUGGAGGACUGGAAAGAGGAUAAACAUUGGGCUGAGUACCAUUUCUCGCUAGAUGGUCCCUCUGAGAAUUAUGCACUCAAUCUUAGCAACUACUCCGGUGACUUGAUUGAUGCCAUGGCCAAUAGUUCCAGUAAAAGAUUCUCCACCAAAGACCAAAAAAAUGGCAACCCACAAGUCUCUAACUGUGCACGUAAUUACACAGGUGGUUGGUGGUUUGCUGGGUGUGGCGAGAACAACCUUAAUGGAAGGUAUCUAUGGGUUAAAGCUAAGGGACGUGCUGCAAGAAGGAGGGGCCUUCACUGGAAGCCUGGCAACGGGGCAGCUUAUUCCCUUAAAAUGACCAAGUUUUCUGUACGUUCAGUCACAAAUGCUGAAGGUCUCAAAUGAAACUACCAUCCAUGCCAUCUCUGACAAAGUUACAGGCAUUUUUUCCAACAAACACAUAUACGUGUCAUUCUACCAAACUGACAAAUAUGCUUAUCCAUUGACAAUACUUUUGUGUUGCGCUGUAUCAAGUAAAUUAAUAUUUUGGGAGAGGAUGUCCACCAAACAAAACAUGUAAUCUCAAAAUACUGCCAGAGUAAAAUGGUGCAACAAUGCCAUUAAGUUCAUUGACCUAAAAAGUCUGAAGAAGCUGGGCAUUAGAACUAUUGUUACACAAUGUCAGUCACUGCAAAAUGUUGGGGUUGAUGAAGCAUGUACACAGUAUACACGAUAAUGCACUAGAAGACAACACAUGUAAUAUCACAAUAAUUCACUAGAAGACAAAAUCACACUGACUAAUGCAAAAUGAAUUCUAACUGUAGCUUUGCUCAGCUCAUUUUCCAGUUAAUAUGAAUUCACUGGUUUAAUUAAGCAUGUUCCCAUUGGCUUAGGCCAUAAAAGAAAAGAUUAAAAGCAAGACAUGGUGAGAAUUUUCGAUGGUUUUGAAGUGAUGUUAUGUGUUGGGUGUUUUCCCAUUGGUCCUUAUUUUUUACUUAGUAUUUAAAUCAUGCAACUGCUAUUACAGUAUGUUAUCUAGUGAGAUAGACAUUGUUUCUGUAUCUCUUUUGUUAUUGGGUCAUAUUGACUCUUGUCCAUUGUGCACACAUAUUCUGUAAAUGUGUUUCAUAACAUUUAAUUGUUUUGAAAGCUCAUUACAUAUUAAAGAACCACAU